AUGCAAUAAAGGAGACCUAAGCUGAAAUCUUUAGACAAUAAAGAGAAUCAACAUACUUCAGACACUCCAAUACAGAAUCGUAAACUGUUGAGGAAAACUACACCAAAACUAUUGUAGCCAUUACAAAUGGAUUAACAUAUAAGUUCAAGAGAACCAUUAACUACAAAAGUGGAUGGUACACAUAAGAUUAGGUUAAGAACAUAUGUAAAUACUAUUGAAAAUUUGGUGAAUGAUAAUUUACUAAAAUUUAUACCUCCUACAUGUGAUGGUAGUACUUACUCAAUUGGAUAAUCAAUAGGUAAGGGAAGCUAUGCUACUGUAAGACUUGGAACUAAUAAGUAAGGAUUAAAAGUAGCAAUAAAAGUAUAUGAAAAGUUAUUCUUAAAAGGCGAGCGACUAAAUAAUCUAGUAAAAGAAAUCAGUGCAUUAAAAGCAUUGUCUCAUGAUUAGAUUGUUAAAUUAUUAGAUGUAUAUCAUACUGGAACCACAAUUAAUUUAGUAUUAGAAUAUUGUGGAAGUGAAAGUCUCUUUACUUUAGUCAAAUAACACAGAGCUUUAUCCAAAGAUUAUGCAUUUAAUAUAAUACAUCAAUUACUUAAGAUAUUAGUAUAUAUACAUGAAAAGAAUAUAUGUCAUAGAGACAUAAAACUUGAAAACAUUCUGAUAAACAAUAAAAAAAUCAAGUUAAUUGAUUUUGGAUUCAGUACUGUAUACAAUUGUAUUACUUGUCAUUGUGGUACUCCUAGCUAUAUGUCACCUGAAGUUGUGACAAAACUAAAGUAUGAUGGCAGAACCACUGAUAUAUGGGCCUUAGGAGUACUUUUUGUAGGGUUGUUAUAAGGUAGCUUUCCAUAUAAGGGUUAGAGUGAAAAAGAACUCUUUUAAAAAAUAAGAAAUAAUGAAUAUACUAUUAAUAGUUAGGAUAAAGAUGUAAGAGUAUUUCUAGGUUAAAUCUUUGUCUUGGAUCCUCAUCAUAGAGCCACUGCCAAAUAGGUAAUUAUUUAUUACUUUUAUUCUUAGUUACUUCAAUGUGAUGUUUUUAGAUAUAUGUGA
Molecule: messenger RNA, 1053 nt
Organism: Paramecium sonneborni
Lineage: Eukaryota; Ciliophora; Oligohymenophorea; Peniculida; Parameciidae
Source: the annotation of a GenBank genome assembly